Anopheles funestus (African malaria mosquito) is the source of this 2288-nucleotide messenger RNA. Its product is annotated as cytochrome P450 4c21-like. The coding region runs from base 565 to 2070 and encodes 501 amino acids. Gene Ontology annotation, molecular function: oxidoreductase activity, acting on paired donors, with incorporation or reduction of molecular oxygen; monooxygenase activity; heme binding. The transcript has 5 exons. The record is from RefSeq and is a predicted model, not a curated record. Lineage: Eukaryota; Metazoa; Arthropoda; Insecta; Diptera; Culicidae.
UAAUGGAAAGUAGUUUACUAUCCAAGGAUAUUGAUGAUCUACCUCUAAUACUAAUGCAACUCAUUGACCAUCGCAAACUUUGAUUGGCCUUAGCACUACAUACUGUUUAUGUACGCCAGUGUCUGCGAGGAGCAAGAUAUAGAAAAAAAAUGAUAAAAAGUUCAUGUACGACGCACGAGCAAUUUUAAACCAACCCGGACGAUUAGCUCCCAGACAAUGGUGCACGUCGCGAAAAUAAUUGCAUAAAUUAUGCUCACGUACGCAUGCAUUUUCGUUGUUUUCCCUUUCCCUGUCUGUCGUACUAAUGGUUUGCACUAAUUUUCGAUUUUAUUGUACACGCACCGUUGGCCUUUGGCGGAAAACAUCAACACACCCUCAGCCUUUCCGUUUUCCCUGUCCACCGAAGAAAGCAACGGUGGGGAGGAAUAAACCACAGGUUACUUUCGACCAGGCAACCCACUAAUAGUGCACCAACUGAUUAGGCCCUUUCGACGGUAUACGUGCAUGAUGGAGUGAACGACAGUUGCAUUUUUGUCUGCAGUGGAAACGGUCGUUACUGAAGUCAUGCUUCCCGGGCUGUUAGUAUUGGCGGUGAUCUUGUGCACCGUAACACUGUCCUGGUACUGGAAGCAACGCUUACGAUGGGCCGAUCGGCUUCCACGCGCCCGUCCCGGAAAUCGGUGGUUAGGAAAUUUGGGUGACUUUCUUGGGAAAAGUCCGGGUGAAGUUUUUCUCGUGCUGGAUCAGUACUUCCGCCAGCACGAUCGUUUGUUCACGUUUCGCUUCGGCUCACAGCUUGCGAUCGGGAUAAUCCAUCCGGAGUUGGCACAGUACGUGCUAACGCAUCCCGACUGUCAGGCGAAACCGGAUCUGUAUAAAGUGGUACGACUACCGAACGGUCUUUUGGCGGCAAAAUACGAUGUGUGGAAAGCGCAUCGGAAAACGCUCAACUCAACGUUUAACGCCCGCAUACUGGAGAGCUUUGUACCGAUCUUCAACGACUGCACACAGCGCUUGGUGGGACGGUUAGAUCGCUACGCCCAGACAGGCGAUCGGUGCAACAUCCUGGAGUACAUCUCGGCCUGUACACUCGAGAUGAUAAGCCGCACCUCGCUGGGUGGAAAGGUUUUCGAGCGCGACGGUGCCGAACAGUUUAUAGCCAAUUUGGAGGUAGCACUGAAAACGAUUGGGGUGCGGAUUUUCAACAUUUUUCUGCACAUAGACUUCAUCUACCAGUUCACCGAGCUGUAUCGGAAUGAAAUGCGAGCAAUCAACAUUUGCCAGCAGUUUACGAGCAAGAUAAUCCAAGAUAAGAGGGAGGAAAUAGCACGUCUUUUUGAUGAAAAUGACAACUACCGGGAACAGGAUCGGGAGUCUCAGUAUCGAAAGCCGCAGAUUUUUAUCGACCAGUUGAUGAAGAUGCCACUCACCGAUCCGUCUGCACGCCAUUUUUCCAAUGAGGAAAUUUCGGACCACAUCUACACGAUGAUCGUUGCGGGUAAUGAAACAUCUGCUACACAAUUAGCACAUGCUUGUUUGCUGCUAGCAAUGCAUCCCGAGGUGCAGGCAAAAGCGUACGAAGAGGUUAGUGCGUUGGUUUUCUCACCCGAUCAGGAGAUCACGAUCGAGCUGAUGAAAGACCUACGCUACGUGGAGUGUGUACUGAAGGAGUCGAUGCGUCUGAUGCCGGUCGCACCGAUCGUUGGACGGCAGAAUUUGGCCGAGAUUGUGCUGGAUGGGCAUCGGAUACCGAAGGGAAGUGUGUUUCUGUUUCACUUCUACGCGCUGCACCGCCGGAAGGAUGUUUGGGGACCGACGGCAGAUGAGUUCGAUCCGGAUCGGUUUCUUGCCGGUGGAAGGCAUCCGUAUGCCCAUUUGCCAUUUAGUGGAGGUCCACGUGGAUGCAUCGGAUAUCGGUACGCCAUGAUGAGUUUGAAGACACUGUUGGCAAAGAUCUUGAGGAGCUAUGAGCUGACGACAAAUCUUCGCUUUGAGGAUAUACGGUAUCAGUAUCAGAUUUCGUUGAAUCUUGCCUUUCCGCAUGAGAUGCAGUUACGUCGGCGAAAUUAAGCUAAUCUAACACUAGGAGUUGUGUCAGUUACUUAAUUUCUGUUGAUAGCAUAAGAGAUGACAGUUCAGUUCACAAAAUAGUAUAUUAGUAUACAACGCAGUAAAACACAUAAUGAUCGUUUGUAUUAGUUCCAGAAAGAAAGACAACACAACGUAAAGAUCGAUCACAAAAAGCAAUAAAUUUCCGUCUAAAGUUCAAGUUCAUGAUGCUGUUUUAU